Symbiodinium necroappetens is the source of this 1710-nucleotide messenger RNA. NCBI's taxonomy places the organism in Eukaryota, Dinophyceae, Suessiales, Symbiodiniaceae. The record is from the annotation of a GenBank genome assembly.
AUGCAGAACCAAUGUGGCGACGUCACCAUGCGGGUAAUGGAAUACGAGAGCCAAAGGGCUCAGGUGCGGAGGGAAGAUAUGGAAAGGAGGCAGCGGAGGGUGCAAGAGCUUGAACUUGAAGAGAAAUGCACGGCCGAGGACAAGAAGUUGUUGGCCAAGGACGAGAAAAAGUACAAGCUCCAGAUGCGAAAGCAGAACAAGCUUAUGCACGUAUGUCUGUGUGUUCUGCUGAACCUGGCAGAGGAAAUCUCAAUCGAGAAGAAGAUGGUCAAUCGGAAAAUGCCGACGCUUCUGCUGCAGCUACUGGACAGGAGUCAGGAGGACCUGCUGUUGGGGGUCCUGACCUUCUUGAAGAAGCUUAGCGUCUUCGAGGAGAACAAGGAUCAGAUUGCCGUACCUCAGACCUUGAACAACUUGGUCAGAUUGGCACAGCAUCCCAAUGCUCGAAUCUCGCUAUUGGCGCUUCGUCUUUUGUUUAAUCUAUCCUUUGAUGAGAGAGUGCGAGCUGCUUUGGUGGAGUCGGGCAUCAUCAAACUGCUGGUUGAUCUUCUGAAGAACCCACCCUUUCGCCACAUAGUCUUGCGCCUGCUGUACCACUUCUCCAUGGACGACCGCUGCAAGUCACUCAUGGCAUACCACAGGGAUGGCAUGAUCAUGCUGCUCCAGCUGGUUGUCCAUUUUCCGGAGCCACGGGUUGGAAAGGAUCUAGUGGCCCUGAUGGUGAAUCUCGCCGCGCAUGCUCGCGCAGCAGAGGUCAUUGUGCAAAGCGGCCUGUUUCCGGCCAUUGUUCUCCGCGUAUUGAAGCACCGGGACCCUUUGCUGUGCCAGGUGAUACGGCACGUCGCCUCACAUUCGGGCGUGCUGGAGCAAAUGUACGAGCUUCUACAGAGUGAAGAUGUUCGCAUGGCCAAGUGGAUGCAUGAGUUCGUCCGCAUGGCUGUGUGCUCUGUUGACAACCCAGAUAUGCUGGUGGAGGUGCUGGGAACCCUGGCCAACGUCACACUGGAGGAGGUGCCUUGGGCCGAGCUCUGCGAGCCGGGCCUGGGCCUCCUGGAGCUCCUUACGCGGCUCCUGGUCCCCAGCUUCUCCGAGGAUGACUUGGUGCUCGAGUGCGUGCUCUUGGCGAGCAACCUUGCUUGCUGUCCAGAAUCAGCGCAGCACAUUGCGGGCUCGCGACUACCGGCACUGAUGCAGGACUUGUUAGUCGAGAAGCGAGAGGACGAGGAAAUUGUCGUGCAGUUGCUCUUUGCAUUCCACUGCCUACUGCAUCAUGACGAGGUUCGCGAAUACGUUCUGCAAGAGACGGAACUGGCGCCUUGCAUCAUGAGGUUUGCGCGAGCACGAAAUCCUCUGGUUCUCGAGUAUGCAACUGCUCUGCUGCAGAUCGUAGCGACCACCAACGAUGCUCCGGGCGCAGAGGAUGGAACUCCAGCUUGGGUGGAGCAGAUCAAGGCAUUUCGCUUUGAGCAGCACAACCCAGAAUGGUGCAGAUGUGUCACCAGAGAGUUGAGUGGUGGUACUGGCAUGUCUCCUGGUGGAGCAUAUGGCGGUUACUAUGACGAUCACGAGGGCAGCGGGGGAGAGGAUGAAGAAGAGUUUGCAUUCCACUGGGCGGGUGUUGACGCUGCUGAUCCUCGAGACCUUGCGAAGCGCGAUUGGGCCAACCAGGAUUUCGCGAAGCUGUCCCAUUCCAGCCGCUGGCAAACAUGA